AUGUUGUCGAGGAAGCAAUUCACGCUGUAUACGCACAAGACAGGGGUCAAUGGAUGGAAGGUUGCUUUGCUACUCGAAGAGCUUGGUCUCUACGGAAAGACUGAGCUCAAAUAUCUCGAAGUCGAUGAUAACAAGAAUGAAGUCAAAGCGUCCCCUCAUAUCGACUUGAACCCGAACGGACGUAUUCCUACUUUGGUUGAUCACUCGAACAAUGAUUUUGUGAUCUGGGAAUCCUGCGCGAUCCUCCUCUAUCUUGUAGAGAAGUAUGAUAAAGGGGGUGGAUUCACCGUGUCCGACCACAACGAGAAGUAUAAGCAGCUGCAAUGGUUAUUCUUCCAGGCAUCUGGUCAGGGGCCUUAUUUUGGACAGAUCUCGCAUUUCCUUUUCGCCCACCCUGUUAUAGUGCCCACAGCCGUGCAGCGUUACCAGGAUGAGAUCAAACGGGUCAUUGGCGUUUUGGAGUGCGUCAUGAGCGAGCAGGAGUGGCUUGUAGCAGGAAAGUUUACCAUCGUCGACAUUGCAUUAUUUCCGUGGCACGACGCGGCAAUACAAUACUACCUCCCGCCAGGGACUUACGACCUCGCGAAAGAGGCGCCGCAUGUGAACGCUUGGUACAAGAUGAUGCUAGAACGUCCCUCCGUCAAGAAAGUGUGGGGACAGCGCGAUGGAUUUCUGCAGGAAUCUCCGUUUAAGGAGGGACUUGCAGCCGCUCACCAGAGGGUAGCAGAAGCUGCGAAUCAGAAGUAG
Gloeophyllum trabeum ATCC 11539 is the source of this 747-nucleotide messenger RNA. RefSeq names its product glutathione S-transferase. The transcript is spliced from 7 exons. The record is from RefSeq and is a predicted model, not a curated record. Lineage: Eukaryota; Fungi; Basidiomycota; Agaricomycetes; Gloeophyllales; Gloeophyllaceae. Bases 1 to 747 code for a protein of 248 amino acids.